Sipha flava (yellow sugarcane aphid) is the source of this 924-nucleotide messenger RNA. RefSeq lists its product as uncharacterized. Gene Ontology annotation, cellular component: lipid droplet. The transcript is spliced from 6 exons. Gene Ontology annotation, molecular function: oxidoreductase activity, acting on the CH-OH group of donors, NAD or NADP as acceptor. Bases 1 to 909 code for a protein of 302 amino acids. The record is from RefSeq and is a predicted model, not a curated record. NCBI's taxonomy places the organism in Eukaryota, Metazoa, Arthropoda, Insecta, Hemiptera, Aphididae.
AUGUUAUGGGUAGGAUAUCCAAAAGACGAACCUCAAACUACGAAUGGUGUAGAAGCAUUUCAUAGACAUUUUAUCCAACAAUUUUACACUCCACAUCCCCACAUACACCAGAUCACUGGCGCGGCUCGAGGAAUAGGUCGUGAACUUGCGUUUAGAUUCAGCAAGCUGGGUGCAAAAAUUGCAUGCCUGGACGUCGAUGAAAUCGGAAACCGAGAAACAGCAACAAUUAUUAAAGAAAACGGAGGAACAGCAGCCGAUUAUAAAUGUGACGUGACUAAAAAGGACCAGGUGAAGAAUGUGCACAAAAAAGUGGUACAGGACUUGGGUCCGGUAGAUAUUUUGAUUAAUAAUGCCGCUAUCGUGUGGGGUUACUCGUACAUCCAUCCCUUUGCGGAUCAGUUCAUAGAGGACCUAAUCAACGUGAACCUCAUGGGACAGUUUUGGGUAAAUAGAGAAAUAUUGCCGUCCAUGUUGGAGAGAAACAGUGGACACAUCGUGUCAAUAUCUUCGUUAUCUUCCAUGCGCCCAGUACUCGGCGCUUCCGCGUACACGACUUCCAAAUGUGCCAUCAACGGUAUGAUGGAAUGCAUGGAAAGCGAGCUAAAGUAUUUGAACUCCAAUUUAAGGACGACGACUAUUCUGCCGUACUUCGUGAAAACCAACCCCAAAAUUACAGCCAGAUUACACAUUAGAUUAUCGGAAAUACCUACGGAAAUCGCUGUCGAUGAAAUGAUGAAAGGAAUACUGGAAGAACGACGAGUGUUUUCGAUUCCUGGAUUAUUUUUGCCGAUAGUAUCGUUUGUUAGGUUGUUACCUGAUGAUUUACAAAAUGUAUUCAAUAAAAUAACAGAUAUAAGGAUUACACUGGACGAAUAUGAUCUAGAAAUUUUCAAAAAAAUAUAUUCGUAAAUGAUGAAUUUACAA